UACAACUGGAUGGACAGGUUUGGUAUAUUUCCAGGAAAGAACUGCCAGCUCCGAGACUUCUGCCAAGCUCAUCCCUGUGCCAACGGGGGAACCUGCCUCAACACUUACCCGUAUAUCAUCUGCCAGUGCCGGCCAGGGUUCGAGGGCCACACCUGCCAAUAUGAUGUGAACGAAUGCUUCAGGAAUCCCAGCCCCUGCCUGAACGGAGGCCGUUGCCUCAACACCAUCGGCUCCUUCCGCUGCGUCUGCCCAGCCGGCUCCACUGGCCCGCUCUGCCAGUACCGUCUGGGGCCCUGCACCCCUGGGGUCUGCCUCCACGGGAGCACCUGCCACGAAGUCGGGGACAGGUACCACGGCUGCCUGUGCCCCCCAGGUUACACAGGGCAGUACUGCGAGGUGAACCCAGAUGACUGUGUACAGCAUCAGUGCCACAACGGGGGGACGUGCGAGGAUGGUGUGGGAUCGUAUUUCUGCCACUGUCCCCCAGGGUGGACAGGCUGGGAUUGCUCCGGUGACAUCGAUGAGUGCCAGUUACGGUUGUGUCAGAACGGGGGGACCUGCCACAACACACCGGGGGGCUUCCGCUGUAUCUGCAGCAACGGCUGGGUGGGCGAGACCUGCACCCACAACGUGGACGACUGCCUCUUGGCUGCCUGCUAUCCCGGGUCCACCUGCGUCGACCGCGUGGGAUCCUUCUUGUGCACAUGCCCUCCCGGGCGCACAGGCCUUCUUUGCCACCUGCAUGAUGCCUGCCUCAGCAGCCCAUGCCAUCCUGAUGCCCACUGUGACACUGACCUCCGGACGGGCCAUGCCACCUGUGUAUGCCAGCAAGGUUAUGCUGGACCCAUGUGCUAUGAGGACAUCGACGAGUGCCAGAUGGGGGCAAAUCCAUGUGAACAUGGCGGAAGCUGCCACAACACGCCCGGCUCCUUUGCCUGCCACUGCCUCAAUGGUUACGCAGGCUCACGCUGUGAGUCGGACCUCAACGAAUGCCUCAGCCAGCCGUGCCAGAACGGAGCUUCCUGCCUGGAUCUUCUGGGCCAGUUCCAGUGUCUCUGCCCCUUGGGUUUUGAGGGACCCCAAUGCCAGCUCGAGGUGGACGGCUGUGCGAGCACCCCCUGCAGGAACGGGGGCCAGUGUCAGAAUUCUGCAGGGGUCUUCCGCUGCGUCUGCCCCCAAGAUUUCGAGGGAUCCCAGUGUGAAAGAAACACAGACCGGUGCCUCAGCUCCCCCUGUAGGCAUGGAAGCUGCAUAAACACACCAGGGACCUUCAUGUGCAUUUGCUCCCCGGGCUACACCGGACCCCUCUGCACAGAGCUGGAUGACCCCUGUCCCAACUGGCAGUGUCUCAAUGGGGGCAGCUGCCAAGGGACUGAAUCUGGGCCGCGCUGUAUCUGUCUGGCGGGUUGGACUGGCCACGAUUGUGGUGUGGAGGUAGAUCCAUGUGACCCUAGCCCCUGCCACCAGGGGGCCACGUGUCAGAGCCACGGAGGCGCCUUCCACUGCGUCUGCCCCAGCGGCUACGUAGGUGCCACGUGCGAAGAAGACGUGGAUGAAUGCAGUUCCAGCCCCUGCCUCAAUUCCGGAUCGUGCCUCAAUAGCCCGGGAAGUUUCCAUUGUGUCUGCCCCGGAGGGUACACAGGACCGAAAUGUCACCUAACCCUCGACCUUUGUUCACCCAACCCCUGUCAAAACGGAGGCCAGUGCGUCGUGAAGGAAUUUGCUCCAUUUUGCCUCUGCCCGCUUGGCUGGGAAGGCUCUCGUUGCCACCAAAAGACAACCCAGAAGGGAGACCAAUGCCCGUAUCCAUCUGGAGGGGAUGAUUGUCAGUGCCUACCUGGGAAGAAAUGCCCCGAUGGAAGAGUCUGUACUGAGACACCUGAUGGAUACCAGUGCCUCUGCCCCCUGGGGACCAAAGGUCCCACUUGUGAUUUGGACCCCUGUUCCCUUCCUACUUCCCAUUGCUAUCAUGGGGGGACCUGCUUGGCUCGGCCUGAAGGGGUUUCUUGCCUCUGCCCUCCUGGGUAUGUUGGUGACCAUUGCCAGGGGGUGGUAGACCCCUGCUUCUCCCAACCUUGCCACCCCUCCGGCGCCCACAGUUGCCAGUCCCAUGCCAACGGCUUCCAGUGUUUGUGCCUGCCAGGGUAUACAGGGAUUCUGUGUGAGUCUGUGAUGAACAGUUGUCAGCCAAACCCAUGCCUCAAUGGAGGAAGUUGUCAUGUGUUGCCCGACAAUCUUCUGGAAUUUACCUGCCACUGUCCUCAGGGUUAUGAUGGAGCCACCUGCGACCUGCAUGCUCCUCGGUGCGGGAUCCUCUAUUGCCACAAUGGAGGGGUCUGCAUUUUCCAUCCGUCCGGACUCCAAUGCCUCUGCUUGGGGGGGUUCUCCGGACCAGACUGCCGCCUGCCCCAGUGCUCUUCCAGGUCCUGCCCUGCUUCCAACACUACCGUUGAAUGCCAGCAGGUGGCAGGAGAUGGACGUUGUGACCGAAUCUGCAGCUCCCCUGAAAACUACUGGGAUGGGGGCGACUGCUCCCUAGGGGUGCUAGAUCCCUGGGUCGGCUGCCCCAAGCAGGACAUGUGCUGGACAACUUUCCGGGAUGGACAAUGCCACCAUCCUUGCGAUAACGAGGAGUGCCUGUUCGAUGGCUACGACUGCAGCCGACAGAUGCGGUGCAACCCUCUGUAUGAGCGAUACUGCUGGGACCACUUCUCUGACGGCUACUGUGAUGGAGGCUGCGACACAGUCCUUUGUGGCUGGGACGGGGGAGACUGCUGGCCUGCCUCCGUGGAGGGCCCAGCGUUGGGCCUGGUGAUUCUCCUACCCCGAGAAGGGCUGCCCCAGUUCCUGCGCUCCCUGGCUGUCGCUCUGCGUGGGGCGCUGCGGCUUCAACGGGACCCUCAGGGGAGAGAGAGAAUUUACCCCUACACGGGAAAAGAAGAGCUUGGAACCAGCAGCAACUGGACAGGGGCAAAGGAGAAAUCUGCUGCCGAGACCAUCGGGUUUACCGUUUUCCUGGCCAUGGAUGAGAAUCUGUGCUCAGGGCUGUGCCCCACGUCCCCCAAAUCUGCCCUGAAUUUCCUGGGGGCCUUAGCAGCCAAAGGGACCCUCGAAUCCCUCAUUCCCUACACGGUGGUAGCUGCCUGGAUUGAGUCUGCGAAAAACGAUCCUCAGGCCUCAGUUUCCCGUUUUCCCGGCCCUCUUAUUUACUGUGUGGUGGCCGGAGUUGCGGCAGUUGUGCUUGGCAUCUUUUUGGGGGUGUGGAGGAUCCGCCGGCCCCAACGGCGGGAACACGGCUUGCUCUGGCUUCCACCUGGAUUUGCUCCGCAGCAGGGCAAGAAGCGGCGAUGCCGGAGAGAACCUGUGGGCGAAGAUGCAAUCGGACUGAAGCCAAGGAAGUCAGGUACUGAAUUUGUAGAGGAUUCUGAUAUGUGUUCAAGCCCCCACUUCGAUGGACCUCUCAGCCUCGAGAAUAUCAAGGAUGAUCCUGAUUCCAUUUCAGACCAAAAUCAAGACCAGUCUAGGACAAAGAAACAAACUUGGACGCCUCCGCGCACGAUGGGUCCACCCCGCUAAUCCUGGCCACGCGACUCGGGGUCGAAAAUAUGGUGGAGGAGCUGGUCGCCAAUCGUGUA
Molecule: messenger RNA, 3635 nt
Organism: Euleptes europaea (tarantolino)
Lineage: Eukaryota; Metazoa; Chordata; Lepidosauria; Squamata; Sphaerodactylidae
Gene: NOTCH4
Product: notch receptor 4
Exons: 21
Coding region: 10-3576 (1188 amino acids)
Biological process (GO): multicellular organism development; establishment or maintenance of epithelial cell apical/basal polarity; heterophilic cell-cell adhesion
Cellular component (GO): protein-containing complex; plasma membrane
Molecular function (GO): calcium ion binding
Source: RefSeq, a predicted model, not a curated record